Molecule: messenger RNA, 1923 nt
Organism: Guillardia theta CCMP2712
Lineage: Eukaryota; Cryptophyceae; Pyrenomonadales; Geminigeraceae
Exons: 8
Coding region: 1-1923 (640 amino acids)
Molecular function (GO): protein binding
Source: RefSeq, a predicted model, not a curated record
AUGGAGUCGGAAGAGCAACAAGCUGCCUCUGCUCCGAAGGAGGUACCCAAGAAGAAGGAGAAGGUAAAGCCUGCAGGCAAAGCCAAGGCAGAUGGCAAGGAGGAGAAGAAAGCGAAGCCAGCUAAGAAGGAGAAGGCGCCCAAGGUGAAGAAGGCGAAGCAGGAGAAGCCGCACCCUUCCUCCAAGGCUGGCCCAGGGUUCACGGUCAAGCUGAACGACGAAGAUCCUCCUCGAGUGGUGAUCGCGACGGUGAACAAGAAGGGGUAUGCUGGGAUGAAGCUGGGCCUGAAAGAGGGAGACGUGAUCGUCCGAAUAGACAACCUGAGCACCGACGGCGCCAACAUGAACGUGGUGAAGUCAAAGCUGAUUGGCAAGAGCGGGGACUCGAUACGGCUGGGGGUCGAGCGGGUGAACGAAGUGACCAAGGAGAAAGAGACUGUCGUCCUCGAGCUUAUCCUUGACUUCUCGCCCCUGGUCAAGUCCAUGAAGGCAGGAAAGCUUGAUCAAAGAGGAAAGUCCACGGCUCUAUCUCUCCACAUGGUGGACACUCAAAUGAAGCGCGAGCUCUUCUACCUGGCAGGCGCGAUGCAGCCCCUCUGCAAGCUGCUGACCGACGGCAAGGCUGCAGCCCAGCUCGACGUAGCCAUCCGCUCCCUUCAGAACAUGAUGAAAGUCGCCAUGUGGGACGACCUCUCUGUAGCGCUAACGGCGCUCGGGAAGCCUCUGGUGCAGCUGGUGGAGAGGGGGGGGCUGGCGAAGAGGAUGAUGGCGAUGGACCUUCUGGUCAAGAUCGCUCUGUUCGCUCCUACCCAUGACGCCCUCGUAGCCUCUGGGCUGAUAGAGGUCAUCUGCCUCCAGCCCAAGGGCGUUAUACCCGCCGUUCUGCCCAAGGAGACGCCCAAGGGAUGGAAGGCAGGCAAGAAGCCUAACGGGUUGGAGGGAAAGGCCGCAGGCGUCCUGAGCUGUCUGGCGAGGAUGGAGGACGGAACGAGGAGGAGGAUAAACGACGUGAACAACAAGGGAGUGCACCUGUUAGUGAGGAUGAUGAAAAGGACGAGGGAGGCAGCGGGAAAGCUCAACGCUAUAGGACCUGACGCAGCUGCGAAUGCGACGGAUGCUUUGCAGUACAUGGCGCUGAACAGCAGCUGUCGACAUGACAUGCACAGCCUCGGCGCACUGGAGACAUUGAUUGAUAUACUGAACGAGUUUGUGGAGGAGGCGGGUCAGACGGAAGACGAGGUCCACAAGGAGCUGGAGAAGUAUGCGUCGAACAACAUGCGGAGGUUGACAGCACCAGAGUUUGAGAGCUGGUACGCCAACAGCGGGAGAGGGGACGCGCGGAAGGCGAAGGCAACAUUUCGCACCCUUGACAUUAGAGGAGAGGGUACGGCUCUGUUCAACGACAUUGUCAAGUUCGUACUGGACCCUCCUCCUCAGGCUAAGUUUGACCUGUUCGCGAUGAUGUGUAUCCGGAACGUGGCAGUCGAAGGAGCGCUGAGGGAAAAGUUGAUUAGUCUGGGGGCCGUGGAGGCGAUAGCGGGGAGGAGGCUGGCGACGAAGAGAAAGGAGAAGCGUGCUGCGGCAGUCCUGGCUCUGCUCAACCUGUCUUUCUCCCGAGAAUGUCAUGUAAGCAUGCAGGGUUGUGCUGUGUUGUUGUGUUGUUGCGGAUGUGCCUUCCUUAUGAUUGUGCUGGACGUGUUGUUGUGUGUUGUUGCUGCUGCAAGUGACGCUGUUUGCAAACAGCACAGACUGUUGGCUGUCGGGAUAGAAGACAAGCUCGUCUCGCUGCUGGGCAACAGUGAGGAAGGAUGCGCGACGGCCAUGAUGAUGCGGCAGCUGGCGAGCACGAAGACAAUGCAGAAGAAGCUGAUCGCUGCGGGAGUGAUGAAACCUUUGAUAGACAUGAUGAAGGUGAUGGAGUGA